This is a messenger RNA of Geosmithia morbida, 1968 nucleotides long. Its product is annotated as activating signal cointegrator complex subunit 2. Bases 1 to 1968 code for a protein of 655 amino acids. NCBI's taxonomy places the organism in Eukaryota, Fungi, Ascomycota, Sordariomycetes, Hypocreales, Bionectriaceae. The transcript is spliced from 2 exons. Gene Ontology annotation, molecular function: ubiquitin binding. The record is from RefSeq and is a predicted model, not a curated record.
AUGACGUCCCUUCCGCCCUUUGCGCCGUUCCCCGAAGCCUCGUGGCGACAACAUCUCGAUUCCAAUGAAUGGAACUCACUACUCGAGGCAUGGCUACUCCUCAGUCAGGUAUGCCUCACCCUGUCAGACAAGGAGUUGAAAAAGAAGUUGGCCAGCGAUGAGUCCAUGUUCGCUUUCCUCGUGUCGCUCAUGAACGAGACGGCAGAGUCUGGCCCGUCAUGCCUCGGAUCUCAUUCUGCAUCACUAUUGAGUGCCGCCUUUCAGCUCUGCUCGCGCCUUUUUGUCCUCCAAACGUCACCGGCUCUUGUCGAUGCCGAAUUUCUAUGUAACCUUGCUAGGGUAUAUCCUAAGAAGCACGCUGCCGCUCUCGUAUCAAAGCUAUUUGCUUCUGCACAUGGCCCGGCCGCCGAGAGCUCUCUCACAGCCGUCAAGAAGCUCCUCAUUCCACAUCUCGAAGCUGGUGUCAAGGGCAAUCUGAUUCUUGUUGAGAAGCGUCUUGUCCAUCUCAACCAUCUUCUCCACAUCUCACCAGACGCCUGCACCCUGUUGUUGGCCGGCUCCGAUUUUUUUGAUGGCCUGGUUGUCUCUUUCCGCGUCACGAACCCUCCGCUGCGCAAGAUCAUCGUCACAACGGUCUACCUGUGCCUCGUUGGUCUUACCGAGGCCGAGCCGCCCAAGUGGGCCAUGUUGAAUGACGAACUCUAUACCCUCAGGACGGCUGCCGACACCCACAGAGCUGGUCUGCUGAACGUCAACGACUCCUUGGUCUCAGAGUUAGUAACAUCGACACCAGUUCUCAAGAUCCUGAUGCGCAGAGCCGAGUCUGCGUCAGUUGCUACAGACAACUUCAAGAACCGCAUAACCGCCCUCGAGGCUUACAAAAAGGGGCCCAUGGUACGGCCCAAAAGACUGGCCAAGAGGAAGGUGGACAAGGGCAAGGGCAAGCAGACGGUGAGAAAGGUGCAUAAAGGGAUCCACGUACACAGAAUGAGCCAGAUCACCCAGAUACAAGACCUGUUUCCUGAUCUCGGGUCUGCUUUCAUUUCCAAAUGCCUUGACGAGUACGGAGAGGACGUGGAGCAGGUGGUGGCGAACUUGCUGGCAGAGACGCUGCCACCACAUCUUGCCUCUGCCGACAGAAGUGAGCCUCUGUCCUCAAAUGACAGUCCAGAAACCCAUUUUGCGUCGCAUAGCACACCGCCACAGGUUCCAGCACAACUGCCGACGAGGCGCAACAUAUACGAUAAUGAUGAGUUCGACGAUCUUUCGGUGGACAUGUCCAAGGUGUCAUUUGGUAAGAACCACGAUAAGACUUCCAGAGAGGUGGAAUCUACGGCUCCCGACAAGGCUGCCAUUCUCACCGCCCUGGCCGCUUUUGACUUGGACGAUGACGAGAGAGACGACACUUACGAUGCUGCCGAUGUUGGUGGUACCGUUGACUCCUCCAACCAGGAAGCCGACGGAGUGAGCAGCGGAAACGAAGAGAUACUCUACCGGGCCUAUGCCGUGGAUGAGAGGCUCUUUGGCAGAGAUGCCGGUACCAGACGCGGACAGUACCGCGCCAAGCUCAGGGAGGAGACGGGUAUGACGGACGAGGCGAUUGAAGGCUGGGCCGUCAUGCUGUCCAGGAACCCGCAACAGAAGAGACGCCUUGAAGGCAAGUACGCCUUCAGCGGUGAGCAGGCCAAGCUCGAACGCACAUCAUGGACGGCCAACACCGACGAUGAUGGGGUCCCAGGCCCCUCCCAUAACGACCGGGGGAGGGGAGGCCGUCUGAGAGGUGGACGUGGAAGGGGCCAAGGCCAAGGCCGUGGCGGUCGCGGAGGAGGAAACGUCGCCGGACCGACGGGCGAGAAGGGGACGGAGACGGCAAGAAAGAACAAAGAGUCGAACAAGAGAUCAAGAGCGAAUCAUGACCGGCGUGACGCCCGGGCUAAGAAGAUGGGCCGUGGGGGGCUUCCGGGCUGA